Messenger RNA from Uloborus diversus, 4177 nucleotides. RefSeq names its product F-box only protein 38-like. Gene Ontology annotation, molecular function: protein binding. The record is from RefSeq and is a predicted model, not a curated record. Lineage: Eukaryota; Metazoa; Arthropoda; Arachnida; Araneae; Uloboridae. The coding region runs from base 404 to 4048 and encodes 1214 amino acids. Gene Ontology annotation, cellular component: nucleus; cytoplasm. The transcript has 14 exons. Gene Ontology annotation, biological process: SCF-dependent proteasomal ubiquitin-dependent protein catabolic process; protein K48-linked ubiquitination.
GUGGGUCGAAUGAAAAUUUAAGUCUGCUGAUUUAUUUAUUAAAAUCUUCUUCAAUAUUCGUUUGGAAUUGUGGAUUGUAUUUUCUUGAUGGAGUAUCCGAAGCGUCCGAGACCAUUUUUCAAACGGCCUAAAAGAACGCCUUUCAGCUAUCGAUAUCCAAGGCUCGUUUCGUACUCUUUAAUCGCUGGAUCAAUGUUGAUUUUAUUUAGCAGAGUAUUUUAUGAUAUGAUAUUCAGACCGCCGACAUUAAAAUAUGAAGACUUAACUCCUGAACAAAGAAAGAAAAUUGUUGAACGAGGUAGAAGGCUCUGGAUACAAGAACGAGAAAACAGAGAGGUUUUUGAUACUAAAGCUUAGAUGAAAAUUUAGAUUUGACCUGUAAAAAUUGUAAUUUUGUAGUAAGAUGAAUCAAUUAAAAUUGCCAGAAAUGACUUAUCGAAAACCUGAGUUAUCUGACCUUUCACCUGAGUUGUUAUGUGAAAUUUUUCAAUGCCUCACUUUAAAAGAAGUGUUGUAUUUUUCAAUGCUUUCUCGGAAAAUGUUGUUUGCUGUUGAUCUGCAUUUAAGGCUGCGUAAAAGCAUAGAUUUUUGUGAAAGUAAAGUUCUUGCCUUCAUGCCAUCAACUGUGACAGAUGACACUAUGCAUUCUUUGCUUAAAAAAUGUCCACAACUGGAAGUAGUGUAUGGGUUAAAUCCUCUACAUGUGGAAAGACGUCGCUUACGAAAGAGAUCUUCCCUCACUGUUCCUGGAAUUAUUAAUGCAUUGAGUAUAUGUCCUUGUCUAAAAGCAAUUGAAACUUCUGAUUUGAAAUUACUUGAAGCCAUAAUGCAACAGUUGCCCCAGCUUGAAAUAAUCGGUCGAGUUCAAAAUAGAGAUGCUCAUUUCCCACCUCAGGCUUCACAGAGAUUUAAGCUACAACCCUAUCCUAAGAUUACAACUUUGAAUUUGAUGGGUGUGGAAGUGCCAGAACUAACUGCUAUGCCUCAUUUGCAACAUCUUUUUCUACAGUGUGUUCGCUUCACAAAACUGCAGCCUUUUAGAGCCUUCAUUGCACAUAACUUACAAACUUUUGUUAUGAAACAUUGUAUUGGACCUUCUCUAUCACUAAGAUAUUUGUCUCUCAUUAUUGCCCUAAGCUCCUCACCAUGUUUACGUCGGUUGGAACUAGUACGUGUGCCUUUACCGAGUGGUUUACUACAAAGAGCUGUUGAAGAUUCAUACAGACAUAAUGGCUUUGUAAAUUUGACUUCACUUGUAAUAUCAGGCUGUAAGGGGAUUUUGGAAACUGAUAUUGGUCACCUUUUGAUUGUAUCUAGUCAGAAUAUGGAACAGCUUUAUAUUCAACCUUCCUUGACUAAGGAUAGUUUAUUUGUAUCUUUGUCUUUUGCACAGUGCUCUUUUCCAAAACUUAAAACACUGUAUUUGGGCUAUGUGGAUGAAUUUAACACUGGUGGUGAAUAUUCUAAUGAAGCUUUGCUAAAUUAUGGUUUGGCUGAAGUUCCAGAUACACCUGCUUCUUUAACUGACAGCGGAAUGAAAGUGAUAGGGGAAUUAUUCCCUGGCUUGGAAACUUUAUCUGUUACUAACUGUCCGCACUUAAUAUCGAUGGAUCAGUGGUCUGAAGGUGAAACUCAAUGGCAACAUUUGUUAGAUCUGACUCUUCAACGAUGUCAUUGUUUACGUCUGUCAUCAUUUGCUUCAUUUAUUUCCACUCUACCUAAAAUAGAAGUAAUUAUUUUGGUUGAUAUGUUUCGGGAACCUCCAAAAGGCUGUAGCCAUGUUGGUUUGAGUGCUGGCACUGGACUUGGAAUGUCUUCAGCUGUUGUAAGCAAUCAAGAUGAGCACAUUGCUGUGCAAGGUCACCAGCAGGAUUUUGAGCUUCCAGCUGAUGAAAAUGUACCUGAUAAUGAAGAUAUUGAUCCUUUUCCUCAUGAACCUCAUUUGAUAGUUUUAGAGCGAGACCUGUUUGAUGAACAAGACUUAGAUUUCAUUGAAGAACGGAUUCCGGAGUUGGAGAAUAUUAUUAACCCUAUUGAUAAUAAUGUUAGAAAUGACGUUGAAGAUCAUAGCUCUGACCAGAAUGAAAAUAAAGUAAGUGUAGCAGUCAAUAAACCUGAAGAAUUAUCCUUAGAGGAUGAUAAUAUCUCUUUAGUAGGUCCAAAAGUAGUAGAAUAUAAUACCAGUGAGUCUUCUGAUUCUGAAAUGAAUCAAAAAGCCAAGCGUAAGAAAAAAGAUGCAAUUCAAAUUUUAUCUGCGCCUCAAGAUUGUAAAUGUUGUGAUCCGAAUCAGCCAUCAACAUCUACUGCUACUUGUAGGCAUAAUUUUAAUGCAUCCGAUGAGUCUUUGGGUAAUCGUAUUAAAACUGAAUGUAUUUCUGAUGGUAAAGUGUUUGAGGAUGAAUUAGUUGGAACACCUUCUCACUUGACAUUAAAUUCGGAAGCAACUGACCCUAAAGGCUUGUCAGUAAAGAUUAAACAAGAAAAUUUUUCAGAUGAAGAGAAGGAACCUGACACGGCUUGUUUAAAAACAGAUGCUGAAAAACAUUUUGAAAGAAAUAAUUUGUAUGUUGGCCCAAUGACUCGUCAUCGAAGAAAAAUCCUUGCUGAUGAAGCAGAAAUGGAACAGCUUACAAAUAGUAAAAAAAAAUUUAGAGGGCUGAAGAAAAACAAAAGAAAAGUGAUUGUCCAUGGCAGUAAGGCACUAACAGUUGAUGAUCUUCAGCCCACUCUGUGUUUGCACAGAGUUUCAGUUGAGGAUGAAAACUUUAGCACAGCACCAACAGAAUGUGAAAAUGGAAACUUAAAUUGUAAAGACAGCACUCCAUCUGUAAUAAAUGCUUCCAAUUCACAUGCUCCCAAAAAUGAGGCUUCAAUUGACAUGAAAGAUAAAGUUCAGCAAUCUAGUAAAUGUUCCACUAAGCCUUUCAGGCAUUUAUGUAAAUCUCCAGCUAAAAUAAAAGAACUUGAAAAUAGAAGGGCUUCUGUUGCAGCAAAUCAGCAAAACCAUCAUAAUGAGAUUUCUGUUACCAGUCAAGGAACACAAGCUACAAGUGAAGAUAUCAAACAUUGUAUCAAAAGGAUGAAAAAUCAAAAGAAAGAUUCUGAAAAAUCUGGGAGAAAUAAAAGAAAAAAAUCAUCAUCACAUUUGAAAUAUAGUGCUAUAUCUCGUCGUGUUACACAUAAACGCAAGCGAUCUGCUUCUUCAAGCAUAAAAGAAAAUAAAGCAACCAGCACAAGUGAUCCACUUUUGGAAGAAGAUGCAGUGCAGGUUCUAAGACUAGCAUCUGAAACACUGCACAGCUUGACUAUUGUAUCCUGUGGAUUGUCUGACAUCAUUAUUAAUCGUAGCAAUCAGCUGCGGCAUGUUGAAGUACAAGCUUGUCGCAUUUUGAAAAGCUGUGAAAUUUAUUAUUGCCCAUCCUUGAGACAUUUAAAUAUUAGUCAGUGUCCAAAGCUCUCUUUUGAGAGCGUAUUUCCAUUCAUUCUUGAGCUUGAAACUCAUGGGCAUUUGAUGAUGUCAUUUGAACCAUGGAAUAAGAAUUAUGACCCUGGUGAUACAGAAAGUGCUCUAUUUUAUGCUGCCAAUUUAGAUCAGAAUAUUAUUUUGUGUGAAGAUUAUACUGAGUCACCCGAAGAGGCAAAUCAAUUUUUUUUAAAGAAUCGCCUCUUUGCGUGGAUGGAGUCUCUGGAUAGUUUGGUGCCUCUCUUUGGGUUUAACCGUAAAGAACCAAAACUAAAAUUUAAAUCUGAAGAUCCUUUAACUUUUCCCUGGUGUCAUGAUUUGAGAAGAGUAGUUGGUCUCUAUCGUCAAGUUGUUCUAGAGCAUAAACUUGACAAGGAAUUAAAAUUUCAGAUUUUGACAAAUAAUUCCUUGUUUGCUUCAGCAUUAGAAUUGAUUUCAUGGGAAGAAGGUUUUCCUAAGCCAGAAAGAAGUAUUUUGUCUGCUAAUUUAGGUGUAUUAUGUGAUGAUCUCAUAAAAGUUCAAAGGUUGCAAAGGACAAUCAAAGCUUUUUAUAUUUCAGUGGAUAAAUAUCCAGAAGAUAUUUAGAUGUUAAAAAUACAAAUGAUGUUGUAAUCCUUUUGUAAACAAUAUCUUAUUAAAACUUAUUUUAAACAUUGGAUAAAACUUUCAUUAUUUAAAUUCCAAUGGACAUUCUAAACUUUUCAUCUUACAAAA